AAUCAAUCCUGGUAGAAGCUGUCUAUACCACACCUCUGCUCAGUGUUCCUCAAGAACCAGUGAGGGAUAGACACAGCAAAUAAAGCGAUACUGCUAUGAGAUGGCAAGGAAACUCACUGUAUUGGAAGUCCUUCUGAUCAUCUUCUUCCUAACUGUGCUGGCCUUAGAUAUCUUCUUGAUGUUUUUUGUGUUUGAGAAAACUGAAGAGGCUGCAUUUGUUCCAGAAUGCCCAGAGAUCCCUGAGUCAGAGAGGAUAGACUGUGCUCCAGGACAGGUGGUGUCCGAGAAUGUCUGCAGCCAGCAACAUAAGUGCUGCUGGAAACCUGUGCCAGAUAUUAAUGUCCCCUGGUGCUUCUUCCCCAGGAACUGGGGCUAUCACAUCAUCAGUAGACAGAAUGAUACAAAGACAGGGUUUACAGCCCAGUUGGAAAAGUUGUCAUUCCCAUCUCUGUUUGGAUAUGAUGUCAAGGAGGCUGGCUUCACAGCUGAAUAUCAGACAUCCAAUCGUUUUCACUUUAAGAUCAAUGAUAUCAACAACAGACGCUAUGAAGUUCCCUCUGAAAUUAUUAACCUGUCUGAUAGGACCACCAAGACCUCCAAUUUGAACUAUUAUGUAGAGGUCAUUGAUAAGCCCUUCAGCUUCAAAAUAAUGAGGACAAGCAACAAAAGAGUCUUAUUGGACACGAGCAUCGGGCCCCUGCAGUUCGCCCAGCAGUACCUGCAGUUGUCCUUCCGACUGCCCAGCACUGCUGUGUAUGGGCUGGGGGAGCAUGUGCACCAAGAGUACCGCCACAACAUGACCUGGAAGACCUGGCCCAUCUUCACUCGCGAUGCCGCGCCCACCAAGGGAAUGAUUAAUCUGUAUGGAGCUCAUACAUUCUUCCUGUGCCUUGAAGACACCAGCGGCUCCUCUUUUGGGGUGUUUCUGUUGAACAGUAAUGCCAUGGAGGUCACGCUGCAGCCUGCUCCUGCGAUCACUUACCGCACAAUUGGGGGCAUCCUUGACUUUUACAUAUUCCUGGGAAAUACUCCAGAACAAGUGGUUCAGGAGUAUCUGGAGCUCAUUGGACGACCAUUCAUGCCUCCCUACUGGAGUCUUGGGUUCCAGCUUAGUCGCAGGAACUAUGGUGGCAUCAAUGGGUUGAAGAAGGUUGUGGAUCGAAAUCGUGUAGCUCAGAUCCCUUAUGAUGUCCAGUACUCUGACAUAGACUACAUGGAUGGAAAUAAGGAUUUUACUACUGAUGAAAAGGCUUUCCCUAAUCUUUCAAAUUUUAUCAAUGACUUACAUAAGCAAGGACUGAAAUAUGUAAUCAUUAUGAAUCCUGGCAUCUUAAAUAACUCUGACUACCAGCCCUAUAUGAAUGGAAGCCACAAGAGAGUAUGGAUCUUGGGGGACAAUGGCUUUGUCGUUGGGCAGGGAUACCCCGGAAGGACAGUGUUUCCUGAUUAUAGUAAUCCGACUUGCACUCAGUGGUGGACGGAGCAGUUCAGUGAAUUUCAUAAAACUCUCAAGUUUGAUGGAGUAUGGAUUGAAAUGGAUGAAGUAUCCAGCUUUCUCCACGGUUCCGAUGGCGAGUGUGAACAUAAUACCUUCAACUUUCCUCCUUUUACUCCCCGGAUUCUGGACCGCUUGCUUUUUGCAAGAACCCUGUGCAUGGAUGCGGAAUUUCAGUGGGGUCUUCAUUAUGAUGUCCACAGUCUGUACGGCUACUCCAUGGCAAAAGCAACAGACUCGGCCAUGAAGAAUAUCUUCCCCAACAAAAGUAACUUGAUCUUAUCCCGUUCUACUUUUGCUGGAUCUGGCAAAUAUGCUGCACAUUGGUUGGGGGACAAUGCAGCCACAUGGGAUGAUCUCCGAUGGUCCAUCCCUAGUAUCCUUGAGUUCAACCUGUUUGGUAUCCCCAUGGUAGGUGCCAACAUCUGUGGCUACACAAAAGAUGUCACAGAGGAGCUCUGCACAAGAUGGAUGCAGCUUGGAGCAUUUUAUCCACUAUCGAGGAAUCACAAUGGGCCUGGGUUCAGGGACCAGGAUCCUGCUGCCUUUGGUGAACACUCUCUGUUGGUGAAUUCCUCCAGAUAUUAUCUGAACAUCCGCUACACCCUGCUGCCCUACCUCUACACGCUUUUCUACCGAGCUCACACCCGGGGGGACACUGUAGCGAGGCCCCUGGUCCAUGAGUUCUACCAGGACCCAGCUACUUGGGGCAUACAUGAGCAGUUCCUAUGGGGGCCUGGACUCCUCAUCACGCCUGUUUUAUAUGAGGGUGUGGACCGAGUGAAAGCAUACAUACCGGACGCCAUCUGGUACGACUAUGAGACAGGGGUAGCCAUCCAGUGGAGGAAACAAUUGGUGGAGAUGCUGCUGCCACUUGAUAGGAUAGGACUUCACCUCCGAGGGGGCUUCAUAUUUCCCAUCCAACAACCCAGCACAACCACCGAGGCCAGUCGAAAGAAUUCCCUGGGACUCAUUGUUGCCUUGGACUACAAGAGACAGGCACGGGGCGAGCUGUACUGGGAUGAUGGUGUAUCUAAUGAUGCUGAAAAGAAGUAUAUUCUAUAUGAUUUUUCUGUCAGCUCUAAUCGUCUACAGGCAAAGACUGUAAAUAAUAACUAUAUGGACCCUAACAACCUCAUGUUUACAGAUAUCAUAAUCUUAGGAAUGGACAAGAAACCUACUGAUUUUACUGUCUUACAUAGUAAUUCUGCCACCUCCGUCUCAAAUGUUGCCUACAAUGUUUCAUCAAAGAUGGUGAAGAUCAGUGAUCUCAAGGGACUGGCACUUGGUCAGAAUUUCUCCAUCGAAUGGAAACUUCCAGUCAGUGACCUGGAGAAAUUCAACUGCUACCCUGAGGAUUCUAAGGUGUCUGAGGAGAGUUGCCGGCAGCGGGGGUGCCUUUGGGAGAGCACAAAUGUUCCUGAUGUGCCCACCUGUUACUACGACACCAUCCCUAGUUAUGCCGCCAGUAACAUUCAGUACCUGCCUACGGGCAUCACCACAAAACUUGCCCACCUGGGGGCCCCUGAAUCAGCCCGAGCAGCCACUGCCUCUGGCUCUCUCUCUGCGACAAUCAGCUUCCUCCAGUUGAGCGUGAUCUACCACACAGAGUACAUGCUGCAGUUCAAGAUCUUUGAUUCCACGAACAAAAGGUACGAGGUCCCCGUGCCUCUGAACACCCCUCCCUCUCCAGUUGGCUCCCCUGAAGACCGUCUGUAUGACGUCAAGAUUCAAAACAAUCCUUUUGGGAUCCAGAUUCAAAGAAAAAGCUCUGGCACUGUGAUUUGGGAUUCUCAGCUGCCUGGCUUCACCUUCAACGACAUGUUCCUCUCCAUUUCUACUCGCCUCCCCUCUCAGUACAUCUAUGGCUUUGGGGAGAUGGAGCACACAGCUUUCAGAAGAAAUAUGAGCUGGACCACGUGGGGAAUGUUUGCUCGUGAUGAGCCCCCAGCAUACAAGAAGAAUUCCUAUGGCGUCCACCCCUACUACAUGGCACUGGAGGAAGAUGGCAGCGCCCAUGGGGUGCUCCUGCUAAACAGCAAUGCCAUGGAUGUGUCAUUCCAGCCCACUCCUGCCCUGACAUACCGCACCACAGGAGGGAUUUUGGACUUUUAUAUGGUUUUGGGGCCAACCCCUGAACUCGUAACUCAACAAUACACUGAGUUGAUUGGUCGGCCAGCAAUGACUCCAUACUGGGCCUUGGGAUUCCAGCUAAGUCGCUAUGGAUACCAGAAUGAUACUGAGAUCUCCCAAUUGUAUGAGGCAAUGAUGGCGGCACAGAUUCCCUAUGACGUCCAGCACGUAGACAUCGAUUACAUGGACCGGAAGCUGGACUUCACUCUCAGCUCCAGCUUCAAAAACCUCAGCUUCUUGAUUGAGCAAAUGAAGAAUAAUGGCAUGAGAUUCAUUCUCAUUCUGGACCCAGCUAUUUCUGGCAACGAGACCAAGUAUGAGCCAUUCACCAGAGGGGAGGAAAACAAUGUGUUCAUCAAAUGGCCCAACAGUAAUGACAUUGUCUGGGGAAAGGCUUGGCCAGAACUGCCCAAUGUGAAUGUGGAUACAUCCCUUGACCAUGAAACUCAGGUUAAGCUGUACAGAGCCAACGUUGCUUUUCCAGACUUCUUUCGUAAUAGUACAGCCGCAUGGUGGAAGAUGGAAAUCAAAGAGCUCUAUGAAGAUUUCCAAAAGCCAGGGAAGAACUUGAAGUUUGAUGGACUGUGGAUUGAUAUGAACGAGCCAUCAAACUUUGUGGAUGGAUCUGUCAGGGGCUGCAGUGAUGAAAUUCUUAAUAAUCCACCCUAUAUGCCAUAUUUGGAGUCCAGGGAAAAGGGCCUGAGCAGCAAGACCCUGUGCAUGGAGAGUGAGCAGAUCCUGCCAGAUGGCUCGCGGGUGCGGCACUACGACGUUCACAGCCUGUACGGAUGGGCCCAGACCAGACCCACCUACGAAGCUGUGCAGGAAGUGACGGGAAAGCGAGGGGUCGUCAUCACGCGCUCCACGUUCCCCUCUUCUGGCCGCUGGGGAGGCCACUGGCUGGGCGACAACACGGCCGCGUGGGACCAGCUGAGGAAAUCCAUCAUCGGCAUGAUGGAGUUCAGUCUCUUUGGAAUAUCGUAUACAGGAGCAGAUAUUUGUGGCUUCUUUGGAAAUGCUGAAUAUGAGAUGUGUGUUCGCUGGAUGCAACUGGGGGCCUUUUAUCCCUUUUCCAGAAACCACAACACCAUCGGGACCAGGAGACAAGAUCCUGUGGCCUGGAAUUCAACCUUUGAGAUGUUCUCCAGAAAAGUCCUUCAGAUCAGAUACACCCUGCUGCCCUACCUCUACACUUUGAUGCAUAAAGCUCAUGUUGAGGGCAGCACUGUCGUCCGACCCCUUUUCCAUGAGUUUACGAAUGAUAACAAAACGUGGGAUAUAGACUGUCAGUUCAUGUUGGGUCCUGCCCUCUUAAUCAGCCCUGUGCUGAAAAGUAAUACUUUUGCGAUUCCUGCUUAUUUUCCCAAAGCCCAUUGGUAUGACUACAGCACGGAAACUGGCAGUGUGUCGACAGGUAAGUGGAAAACCCUGGGCGCACCCCUUGACCACAUCAACCUUCACAUCAGAGGAGGCUACAUCCUGCCUUGGCAAGAGCCCGCAAUGAACACUCAAGCCAGUCGACAAAAAUUUAUGGGAUUGAUUGUUGCUUUGGAUGACAAUGGGAAAGCUGAAGGCCAGAUAUUCUGGGAUGAUGGACAAAGCAUUGAUACCUAUGAAAAUGGAAACUAUUUCUUGGCAAAUUUUACUGCAGCUCAGAAUCUAUUGCAAAUCCAGACCAUACACAAUAAGUAUCUGAGUGACUCAAAUCCACUGAAAGUCGGAUAUAUUAAAAUCUGGGGAACAAGCUCUACUUCUGUGAUACAGGUCACUCUCAUCUAUGACAACCAGAAAAUUACAGUGGUGAAUUUUACGAGUGAACCUUACAGUCAGAAGCUGACUAUUCAACUUACCGACAAGAUUAUCAGCCUAGAAAAGCUAACAGAUGUUAAAUGGAUAUAUGAAGGCCCUACAGUUUCUACUACAACUAUGACAAGUACCUUCCCCACAAGUUCUCCACAUCCUUCUACAAUUUCUACUACAGCUACCACUUUUGAGACUAUUAUCACUAGUUCUGUUUAUACCAGUAGCACUCUUGCUAUCCCAACCACUACUUUCUCAGCAAGUACUACUGAAGUUACAACUAGUAUUACUGGUCCUAAUACCACUACAUCUUUCCUAACAAGUACUACUGAAGUUAUAACUAAUCCUAAUGUUUCUGAUAGCACUACGCCUUCCCCCACGAAUACCACCGCUAGCAAUAGUUCGCUUCCUACCACGGACACUCCCUUCCCCACAGGUACUACUGCCUUUACUACUACAACCACCCCUUACAGCACUACGCCUUCCCCCACCCCCACGAACACCACCCCUAGCAAUAGUACUCUUCCUACAACGGAUACUCCCAUCCCCACAGGUACUACUGCCUUCACUACUACCACCGCCCCUUACAGCACUACGCCUUCCCCCACGCCCACGAUCACGACCACUAGCAAUAGUACUCUUCCUACCACGGACACUCCCUUCCCCACAGGUACUACUGCCUUUACUACUACCACCGACCCUUACAGCACUACGCCAUCCUCCACUCCCACAAACACGACCGCAAGCAAUAGUACUCUUCCUACCACGGACACUCCCUUCCCCACAGGUACUACUGCCUUUACUACUACCACCGCCCCUUACAGCACUACGUCAUCCCCCACGCCCACGAUCACGACCACUAGCAAUAGUACUCUUCCUACCACGGACACUCCCUUCCCCACAGGUACUACUGCCUUUACUACUACCACCGCCCCUUACAGCACUAUGCCAUCCUCCACUCCCACGAACACGACCGCAAGCAAUAGUACUCUUCCUACCACGGACACUCCCUUCCCCACAGGUACUACUGCCUUUACUACGACCACCGCACCUUACAGCACUACGUCAUCCCCCAUGCCCACAAACACGACCACUAGCAAUAGUACUCUUCCUACCACGGACACUCCCUUCCCCACAGGUACUACUGCCUUUACUACUACCACCGACCCUUACAGCACUACGCCAUCCCCCACGCCCACGAACACGACCGCAAGCAAUAGUACUCUUCCUACCACGGACACUCCCUUCCCCACAGGUACUACUGCCUUUACUACUACCACCGACCCUUACAGCACUACGCCUUCCCCCACGCCCACGAACACGACCGCUAACAAUAGUACUCUUUAUACCACGGACACUCCCUUCCCCACAGGUACUACUGCCUUUACUACUACCACAGACCCUUACAGCACUACGCCUUCCCCCAUCCCCACGAACACGGCCGCUAACAAUAGUACUCUUCCUACCACGGACACUCCCUUCCCCACAGGUACUACUGCCUUUACUACUACCACAGACCCUUACAGCACUACGCCUUCCCCCAUCCCCACGAACACGGCCGCUAACAAUAGUACUCUUUCUACCACGGACACUCCCUUCCCCACAGGUACUACUGCCUUUACUACUACCACAGACCCUUACAGCACUACGCCUUCCCCCAUCCCCACGAACACGGCCGCUAACAAUAGUACUCUUCCUACCACGGACACUCCCUUCCCCACAGGUACUACUGCCUUUACUACUACCACAGACCCUUACAGCACUACGCCUUCCCCCAUCCCCACGAACACAGCCGCUAACAGUAGUACUCUUCCUACCACGGACACUCCCUUCCCCACAGGUACUACUGCCUUUACUACUACCACCGACCCUUCCAGCACUACGCCUUCCCCCAUGCCCACGAACAGCACCACUAGCAAUAGUACUCUUCCUACCACGGAUACUCCCAUCCCCACAGGUACUACUGCCUUCACUACUACCACCGCCCCUUAUAGCACUACACCUUCCCCCACGAACACGACCGCUAGCAAUAGUACUUUUCCUACCACGGACACUCCCUUCCCCACAGGUACUACUGCUUUUACACCUACUACCACUGCCCCUUACAGCACCACACCAUCCCCCACGAACACGGCCGCUAGCAAUAGUACUCUUCCUACCACGGACACUCCCUUCCCCACAGGUACUACUGCCUUUACACCUACUACCACCGCCCCUUACAGCACUACGCCUUCCCCCACAAACACGACCACUAGCAAUAGUACUCUUCCUACCACGGACACAUCCUUCCCGUCAAGUACUAAUACCUUUACACCUACAACUACCAUCCCUUAUAGCACUAUGCCUUCCCCUACAAGUGUCACUACUACUAACACUAGUGCUACCUUUCCUAUCACAAGCAGUCCCUUCCCAGCAAGCACUAUUGAAGUUACAGCUAGUACUGCUGUUACUAAUACCACUGUGCUUUCCCCUAUAAGUACUACUGCUCACACUAGUACUACUCUUCCUGUCAUAACCACUCAUUUCCCAACAAGUAAUACUGAUGCUAACACCAAUACUACUGUUCUAAUUGCCACUACUCUUUCCCCAAUAAGUACAGAUACUACUAGCACCAGUAAUACUGAUCCCAUUACAACCACUCCUUCUAUGAAUAGUAGUGCCAGUAGUAUUCUCAAUAGUUUUCCUAGUACGACUCCUUUUUCUGUAACUACUCAUGUUAUGAACACUACUGUUGCUAUGGUAACCACUUCUAUAAGUACUGAUGUUGCUAGCACUGGCAACCAUACUCCUAUUACCAGUUCUCCUUCCCCUACAAUAUCUGGUGGUAAUAGUACUAGUAAUACUAUUCCUACAGUAUCUAUUUCUUCUACAGAUAUUCACUCUAUUAGCACUAAUACCAUAGCUAUCUCUACCACCAAUACUAUAAAUAAUACAGGGCAGGCAGUAAAUAUCACUGAUGCAGAUAACUCUAGCAGUGUUCCAGGUAAUACUCCACAUGUUUCUAUUCCAAAUACCACAAUAGCCUUAGACACAUCAAUGACUACUCUUGUAGACACAACAACUCACCAUCAGGUAAAAAACUCUACAGUCAGUUAUUUACCUAUUAUUACAACUAAUGCUACCACCAGUAUUAUAAAUACUACCACAUAUGUUCUAAAUACUAUCAUUCUUGAUAGAACAACAAUGAAUGCUUCUGCUACCAAACCAACUUAUAUUGAAAAUGCCAUAAAUGCUACUCUAGUUCCAUGAUUACUAUCCACAGCAUCAUAAUUACUACAGACAUCUCUUUAAAACAACUAUUACAGAUAUAAAAAUCAAUAAAAGAUACAUGAUUUUAUGCUAUGUAAGUUUUCACAGAUAUUAACACCAGUUUUUAUAAAUAUGGCUACUCCAAGCACUAUAGACACAGCUGAUAUGUCCAAAGCUACAUCCAUGACUAUUUUUAGAAGUAUAAUUAAAGAAACCAUGGAUACUUCUUCUGCAGCCAGAAUAUGUACUCUAAAAAUUAUGAGCCCUAUAGACUUAUCAAUUAAAUGGUACAUAUUUUAUAUAUCCUUGCUAGAGACUUCAUAGAUGAUUUUGGUAUCUCAGAAAGUACCAUAUUAGUGUCUGUAAAUACUAUUGCUUUAGAUGUAGUUAUUAAAGUAGCCUAACUUGUUCUUAGGUUAUGGGAUAUGAUACCAUAACUGAAAGCACUGGUGAUAUGUAGCACUCAUAUGGCUACUGUAGCAACAGUUGUUAAUAUUAUAGUAAUUAUUUAAUUAGUAAUGUUAAAAAUCAUGCCUUAUUUUCCUAUGGAUUUUUCCACAUACCAUGGCUACCAAUAGAAUAAUACACUAUUACACAUCCUGAUAAUAUCCUCACUUCUAAAACAAUCCUAGGUAUAACCAUAGAUAUGGAAAGUGCUACCACUGUAGAUCUUGUAUAUAUUUGGACUCCAAGAACUAAAAUAAUUAAAUUAAAAAUGUUGGAUGUUACUUUUACUAUCAUAGGAAAUAAAAAUGUGAUUAUAGAUGUUAAAAACAUAACUUCCUAAUCUUUGCAACCACUACUUCCAUAGGAACUACUGAUACUCUUACUGCAAAUUUGAUAAGUACUUUUAUUUACAAACCUUAAAUGCACUUCCAGGAAAUUAACAGUCAGUUUUCCUUAGGAGAUAAUCUUAGGGUCCUUGCUGUUAUCCUGAAUGACUGGAUUCAAUUACAAAUCUCUAACUCUUCUGUAGACUAGAAAUGACUCAGGUGGAGAUGAAUAUUUAAAGAUAUGGCUUAGGGGAGAUAGUCUCUACCCUGGGAUUGGAUUUCUUGUAGACUUUUAAUUAGUUAUAAUCUUGUUUACUUUUUCUCCUAUCUACCAGCUUUUCCCUUAUUACUUCACUGUGAACUCCCCUUCUGUGUUAGGACUUUCAUCAUGUUCUUGGUCGUUCAUAUCCAAAUUUACUCUUUAUCCUUGGUCUGUUACUUUCUUAGAUCAGCCAGACCCCAUAAAUAGACUCAUGGUCAUAACCAAAUAUAGCCAGUUGAAUGCAAUUGAAGACAUAAUCCUAGGACAGUAUUCUCAAAAUGUAGUUUGGAGACCCAUGGAGGCCAUAGAACUCUUUCUGGGGUUCACAAGGUCAAAUCUGUUUUCACAAUACUAUGCUUUUCUAUUCCUUUUUAACUUUCAUCCUCUAUUAGUAGACAGUGGCAUUUUCCAGAGACUUUAUGCUGUGUGGUGUUGCUAUAGAUGAAUACAGAAACAAUUUUAAGAUCUACCUGUAUCUAUUGAGAUAGACAUUAAACAGAUUUACAAAAUAUAAAAUAUCAUUCUUUUCACAAUUUUAUUCUUUGAAAAUAUAUUUGUUUUUCAUAAAAAUAUUUUAUUUAUGUGAACAUGCAGUUGAUAUAUUGUUAUUUUUAAUGAAUGAAAAAAUAAAUAUUUUACAAAGUA
Mustela lutreola (European mink) is the source of this 10357-nucleotide messenger RNA. Its product is annotated as probable maltase-glucoamylase 2. The record is from RefSeq and is a predicted model, not a curated record. The transcript is spliced from 48 exons. Lineage: Eukaryota; Metazoa; Chordata; Mammalia; Carnivora; Mustelidae. Gene Ontology annotation, biological process: carbohydrate metabolic process. Gene Ontology annotation, molecular function: alpha-1,4-glucosidase activity; carbohydrate binding. The coding region runs from base 101 to 8677 and encodes 2858 amino acids.